Stylonychia lemnae is the source of this 765-nucleotide messenger RNA. Lineage: Eukaryota; Ciliophora; Spirotrichea; Sporadotrichida; Oxytrichidae. The record is from the annotation of a GenBank genome assembly.
AUGAGUACUACCGGCAUUAAUUCUAAUGAUGAAUGUAAAUUUCAAAACCUGAACAUUAUUGAGCCACAUCGAGCAUAUAUCGACUUAGUUGGAAAUACUGAGGAAGAAUAAGAUGAUCAAAUCCCAUUUGAUGAAGAAUAAAUAGAAAAAAAUAUUGGUGCGAUAGAAUUGGAGUUAACUGAACUUGAUGAUAUAAUGUUUUAGAAAAAAUAUUGUAUAAAUAACGAACCUACUACAAAGCCAAUUACAACUUCAUCCAGAUCUACAUAAAAAAAUAUAAAACAGAUUAAGAAAAUUUAGAAAAAAUGUAGCAUGCCAAACUUAUACAUCUCACCAUUAAAAAAUCAAGGGAAUACUUAUUUAUAGAUUAAUAUGAUGAAAAGACCAUUAAUAAAGCGAGAAGAUAUAUAAAAUUUGAUAUAGUCCCGAGAUAAAAGAAGUUUUUCCCCUCUAUUUACAAGAUAGAUGCCAGGAGCUUAAAAAGAAAGGAUAAAUUUCGAUAUUGGCUAAUUUAAAAGUGAUAAACUAUUUGAACUAUUAGUUGGCUCUAAAAACUUGCAAAUAGAACAAGGAAAGAUUGACUUAUUUUUUCAACCAAAUCAAAGCUAGCGAUGGAGUGAGAGAUUAAACUUAUAGAAGAUUAGUCAAUAAAGAUUAAUAUUUGCUUGUGAAACAGCUGAAGAAGCAUUUAUGUGGAGAGAUCUUAUUGCAAAGUUAAUUAUGUAUCUUUCAGGUAAUUUAGAAUCUGAAAAUGAUGAAAAAUGA